AUGCGGGCUGCCUUGAAGCAUGGCCACAUCGUGCGCGAACGUGAAGGGAAAGCUCAAGUGAAAGAUGCUGAUGCUGAAGUGAAAGAUACUGCUUCUGAUGUGAAAGGUACUGGUGCUAAAGUGAAAGGGACUGAACGCUCGCAUCCAUGUCCGGAAUGGAAGCGCAAGGUGCAAUCCAUGACGUUGGAGGAAGUGAGGCAAGAGCACGCGAAGUGUGAGAAGAGGCUCCAAGAACACAAGGAAGAGAAGCACCAGCUUUUUGCGAAACUUAAGAAAGUGCUGGAAAAGGAAGACGCGGCGCGCCAUAGGGAACUCAACAGAAAGGCCUGCCAGAUGGCCGCGGUCCAGGCUGCUGCAGCGUGCACUCACGCUAACAUGAACAAGCCUGCCGUCAGCGCUGUGGGCCAAGUAGGCCAAGCUCAACCGUUCUACAAUCAGAGUUAUGCGCCCGUGCCGUACACCAUGAUAAACCCGCAGUCCAGUACUGCCGUGAUAACCGACUCGAGCUCCCUCUACUGGUCUCACACUUCGUCGCCAGCCCAGUCGCUGUACUCUCAGGCCGUCUAUUCGAGUUCCCAGUACACGUACUGGCCACAGGUCAAUGGAUAUGGUUCCACGUACGUCCAUUAUCCGCCAGUCGUACCUUCCGGAACACAGCAGGCUUCGUAUGGCUACGCGGCUCAAAACGUCUUUUGGGGCAGUGGCUCGGCCGGGCUGCCUAACAACAAUGCAGCCGCGCUUGCAUCGCCGUUCAACACUCAGCCCUCAACAAGCCGGAGUUAA
Messenger RNA from Rhipicephalus sanguineus (brown dog tick), 783 nucleotides. RefSeq lists its product as uncharacterized. The record is from RefSeq and is a predicted model, not a curated record. Gene Ontology annotation, molecular function: transcription coregulator activity. NCBI's taxonomy places the organism in Eukaryota, Metazoa, Arthropoda, Arachnida, Ixodida, Ixodidae. The transcript has a single exon. Gene Ontology annotation, biological process: regulation of transcription by RNA polymerase II. Gene Ontology annotation, cellular component: transcription regulator complex. Bases 1 to 783 code for a protein of 260 amino acids.